Molecule: messenger RNA, 582 nt
Organism: Perkinsus marinus ATCC 50983
Lineage: Eukaryota; Perkinsozoa; Perkinsida; Perkinsidae
Exons: 5
Coding region: 1-582 (193 amino acids)
Molecular function (GO): zinc ion binding; nucleic acid binding
Source: RefSeq, a predicted model, not a curated record
AUGGGCGUUCGGUACGAUAGAUACUUGGGCGAUCUGAGGACAUUCGACCCACGGACCUUCCGAUCCGUGACACGAGAGCCUCUGCUCAUGAACUGGGUUAACCUGAAGCAGCGACGAGAUGAGUCUGUGGCUGACUUCGCUGAGUAUGCUCAUACCAAGGACACGUCACGUGGUGAACCGACGCGUCCUAAGGAUAUUUCUGAUAUUGGUCCAAUUUCCACUGUGACUAUAGCGCCUACUCCGAAGCCAGCUGGUGAGGCUACUUCGUUCUCGCCUUCUACGACUCGGACAAUGAUAUGUUACAAGUGUCGACGAGAAGGGCAUAUCUCUAAAAAUUGCCCUAUGCACAAUCUCGUAACUGACAGUGCGACCGAUCCUCUCAAAGCAGUGGGCUUUUACUAUGUGGAGCCUAUCCAAAUUUUCGACUCCAUGACAGUAGAUUUUAAGGCCGCAUCACCUGCCAAUGCGUUGGAUACUGGUGCGAAGCACAAGCUGAGUCCUAAGGCCAUCAUUGGUCUAGACGGUAUGAAGCGUCUAGGCACUGAGAUUAUCCUUGAUGAUAAGAUGAUGGUUCAGUUUUAG